UUUUAACUUUUUCUCUCUCUCUCUCUCUAAAGUCCUUCUUAGCAGUGGUUUUUGGACCGAGGCUGCAGCUUCGUGGGCAAGGUCAGGUGGUUUCCAUGAAAGCACCAACGGCGACUCUUCUUCUCUGUCUCACACACACCAUUGUUGACAUUUUGUGGUCAUCUUCUAGAGGGACGGAGAUUGAUCAACACCAAAGGCUGCUGCUUUCUCUCUCUAAGCGGCCUGGCCUGGCCUAGCUCCGCUCUCACGUUUUCGUUGCAGUUUUUAAAUUUUAUUUAUUUUUUCAGUUGAGGUGAGAGUGAGAUAAGCUUGAGAACAUAUCUGCAUGGAAGAUGAGGUAGAAUUCAAUUUAGUUCUAAGCACCCUUUCCAAGAAAUAACCCUAAAACAUACUUCACCUCUCGCUCCAUCUCUGCAAAGCCCAUCCCACCACACACACACUCUCUCUAAACAGGCAUCAAUACUGCACCACUCUCUCUCUCUCUCUCUCUCUCUCAAUUCCCCCCUCCUCCCUCUCUAUCUAAAGUUUAAACAGAUCGAUACUACAACAGCCCUGUAAAACCCAUCUCAGCUCUCUCACUCUCUCUCUCUCUCUCUAUAUCAAGAUAGCAGCUUUUUCUCUCUUGAAAACUCAUCAUUCCUCUCUCUAUUUCGCUCAAAACCCAUAUCAAUUUUGCAACACUUUCAUUCUCUCUCUAAAACCAUAUCAAUAUUGGAGCUACCUCUCUCUUUCUCUCUCAAAAUCCACAUCCAUCUUGCAUCUCUCUCUAUGACAAAAUCCCCUGGCAAUCACCAGAACAUCACUCUUUAGAAAAUCACCGAUGUAACUCUCUCUCUCUCUCUGAUGUAUGCAUACAAACCAGGGCGAAAACCCAACUUUUGAAGCUCAACAGGCAUGUAUCAGCUGCUUCUGCUCCUCUUGUUGCUAAACCACGGAGGCUCCAUUCAUGGCCACAUACAAUCUCACAGAAAGCUCGCGGACUCCAGUUCGCAAAACCGGACCACCUGCCCCCUCGAUUUCUCAGUCCUCUCAAGAUUUGCAGAAGGAGCAAAGCAAGCAAAUCUCUCUCGUCGCUGUCAAUACUCUCUCCAAGGCCUACACCUCGUCCUCGCAGAAUUCCUCAGAACCAAUGGCCUCUUUCUCCCUCCAUUAAACUCCUCCGACUCUUGUUGGAAUGAUUUCGAGACUGCAAUUCAUGGGGUUUACCCCAAUUUCAAUAUUCGAUCAAGUUGCGGCUUCGAAACCAGUUGGAUAUCACAGGGUUGUAUGAAUAUCACAACCCGAGCUCAAUUCGAAGCUCAAGUCCCUGAAUCUUCAAUUCGAGAUAUGAAGAGGCUUUGUAAUCAAUCUCUAGAGAACAAUGCUCCUUGUUCUGGUUGCACGGCCACUUUAUCAAGCACACAAGCUGCUUACUUGCCUGGUGAUUCCAUUGGUAAUAUGACUGUUUGCUCUAAUUACGCAUCAAUUUAUGCAGCUGCUUUGGUGAACCAAUAUGGGCCUACGGAUCAAGGAACCGCUUUGUGUUUGUUCCUUUUGCCUUUGCCUUCAAACCUGAAGAAACACAAGGCCUGGGUUUAUGGACUUGUGGUCGCUUGCCUUGUGUUGAUUGGAGCUGUUUUUGCACUUGGGUUUUUGCGAGCUCGGAGAUAUAACAGGAAGAGAGCUAUAGAGAGGAGGUCCUUGAUGGAGAAGGAUGUGGCUUCAGGGUUGGAUUCAAUGAAAACAAGCGCCACUUUGGUGAGGUUCACCUUCGAGGACAUUAAGGCCUCGACUGGUAAUUUCUCAAGGCAUAACAUCAUUGGGAAGGGGAGCUAUGGGAAUGUAUAUAAGGGGACAUUGGCUGAUGGGACCGAAGUGGCCUUGAAGAGAUUCAAGAAUUGUUCAGCUGCUGGCGAUGCAGGCUUUGUUCACGAAGUCGAAGUCAUUGCAAGCGUUAGGCAUAGGAACUUAGUGGCAUUGAGAGGGUUUUGCACUGCCACUACACCUAUGGAGGGCCAUCAGCGGAUAAUUGUUUGUGACCUUAUGAGAAAUGGAAGUCUCCAUGAUCAUCUAUUUGGUUCAUCAGAGAACAGAUUGAGUUGGCCAAUUCGUCAUAAGAUAGCCGUAGGAAUGGCCCGUGGGCUUGCUUAUUUGCACUAUGGUGCACAACCUGCAAUUAUACAUAGGGAUAUAAAAGCUAGCAAUAUUCUUUUGGAUGAGAGCUUCGAGCCCAAAGUGGCUGAUUUCGGUUUGGCCAAAUUUACACCAGAGGGAAUGACCCAUUUAAGCACAAGGGUAGCGGGGACAAUGGGCUAUGUAGCACCCGAAUACGCUCUUUAUGGUCAGCUUACCGAAAAGAGCGACGUAUAUAGCUUUGGGGUUGUGCUUCUUGAGCUUCUGAGUGGCAAAAAGGCCCUUGUUUCUAAUAGUGAAAGCCAGCCUUCUCUUGUGACAGAUUGGGCCUGGUCUCUUGUUCGGAAAGGAAGGGUUUUGGAUGUCAUUGAACAAGGCAUGGCUGAUUUGGGCUCAACUGAAGUCAUGGAGAAAUAUGUAUUAGUUGCUGUCCUUUCAUCUCAUCCUCAAAUGCAUGCAAGGCCAACCAUGGAUCAAAUUUUGAAGAUUUUAGAGAGCGAUUUAGCUAUCCCGGCCAUUCCUGAGAGGCCGAUCCCUCUUGUUGCAGGUAGAGAAGACAUUGAGAGAUCAGUAAGCAGUAGUGGUUCUGGUCAUUUGUCUAGUCCAUCAGGGUAUCAGUCUUUCAACUACGAGAAUGCCUCUCAAAGUCUGAAGGAAUCGAGUAGUCUAUAGGAGUUCAAUUGCUCCCAAUGAGAGGACCUCAAGCAUCCAACUCUACUUCUCUGAAAUCAGAUUUUUGGGUACUCAUUCUUUUGUGUGGGAUUAUAAUCCCAAAAUUCUAUUAUUAGUGUUGAUUGACGUAGAAGUUUUCUAUUGUAAUAUAUUUUUUUGCUUUAUUUGGCUUCAAAAUCAUUUUAUACUGAGCUGAAUGUGAGACCACCAUGGGAGAUACCAAAAACACUGUAUAGUUUUUUGAGAUAACAGGCCAUGCUUACAUCAUUUUACA
Amborella trichopoda is the source of this 3058-nucleotide messenger RNA. It is a transcript of the gene RKF3, whose product is annotated as receptor-like kinase in in flowers 3. Lineage: Eukaryota; Viridiplantae; Streptophyta; Magnoliopsida; Amborellales; Amborellaceae. The record is from RefSeq and is a predicted model, not a curated record. Gene Ontology annotation, molecular function: ATP binding; protein kinase activity. Gene Ontology annotation, biological process: protein phosphorylation.